AUGCGAACGCUUUGUGAUGCUUGUGAGAGCGCCGCAGCUAUUGUUUUCUGCGCCGCCGAUGAGGCCGCGCUGUGCCGUGCCUGUGAUGAGAAGGUUCACAUGUGUAAUAAGCUAGCAAGCCGGCAUAUAAGGGUUGGUCUAGCAAGUCCAAGUGAUGUGCCGCGCUGUGACAUUUGUGAGAAUGCACCUGCUUUCUUCUAUUGUGAGACAGAUGGAAGUUCCCUUUGUUUGCAAUGUGACAUGAUUGUUCAUGUAGGAGGUAAAAGAACACACGAAAGAUAUCUUCUUUUUAGGCAAAGAGUUGAGUUUCCAGGAGAUAAACCUGGUAAGUCAGACAACCCAGCUUCACAACCUCUGGAUCCAGGUGAAACUAAAAGAGGACAAAAUGCACUGUCCAAAAUAAAAAUGGUAGAAAAACAGCAAAAUCACAGGAUGCCUCUGAUUCUGACGGCAGAACCUAAUGUUGAUGAGCAUGCCAUGAUGGGAACUAAAAUGAUUGAUUUGAAUAUGAAGCCUCAGAGAAUACACGAACCAACAUCAAAUAAUCAGUCACCUGGUGACUAUGAAAGUAAAUUGCAACAGGAUCAUACACCAGAAAUCUUUAAAGAGGAAAGGCUUUAUAUAUUUCUCAUGCAUUCUAGAUACAAGGUUGCCAUACUACUGUGUUCACAAUCCUAUUCUCUCAAAUGUGUUGGAUCAUCAAGUCAUUUGAGGAGUAUAGUGGAGACCUAUUUCCUAUUUUAA
This is a messenger RNA of Sphenostylis stenocarpa, 744 nucleotides long. The record is from the annotation of a GenBank genome assembly. Lineage: Eukaryota; Viridiplantae; Streptophyta; Magnoliopsida; Fabales; Fabaceae.